CCGCAGCCCCUCCGCCAAAGUUCCACGUGCCUCGCCGCCACCGCCGGUCCCCGUUCUUCCUCGUCGCCGGGAGAUCGCGUUCCUGCCGUAUCCGCCCCUUCCCCCGCAGCCUUCCGCCGCGCGUUGGGUUUCGAGGACUAAAAAAGAAUCUCUCAAGGCAGGGCCGUAAUCGAAGUUGACUCCAACAUGUCGUCGAAGAAGAUAGAGCUAGACCACAAGGACAUGGUUCAUGAUUCUGCCAUUGACUACUACGGGAAGCGCCUUGCCACAGCCUCCUCAGACUCCACCGUGAAGAUCACCAGCAUUGGAGGUGCAUCUGCCCCAUCCCAGCUCCUUGCGACCCUCACUGGCCACUACGGUCCUGUGUGGCGUGUUGGAUGGGCCCAUCCCAAGUACGGUUCAAUCCUCGCAUCCUGUGGCUAUGAUGGCCGUGUGAUAGUCUGGAAGGAGGCCACAACUGGGCAAUGGUCUCAGGCCCAUGUGUUUGGCAACCACAAGUCUUCAGUUAACUCCAUUGCCUGGGCUCCGUAUGAACUCGGCCUUUCCCUUGCCUGCGGGUCCUCCGACGGCACCAUCUCUGUCAUGUCCAUGCGGCCUGACGGAGGAUGGGAUGCCGCAACCAUCGAGCGGGCACACCCUGUUGGCGUCACAGCGGUCUCCUGGGCUCCAGCAGCAGCACUUGGGUCCAUGGUCGGCUCAGACCAGCUCGUCCACAAGCUCGUGUCCGGUGGCUUCGACUCUGUCGUCAAGGUGUGGGAGUUUGUCAACGGUGGCUGGAAGCUGGAGAGCGCCCUGGUCUCCGACAUGCACACAGAGUGCGUGAGAGAUGUCUCGUGGGCGCCGGUCCUGGGCCUGGCAAAGUCCACCAUCGCCAGCGCCUCCCAGGACGGCAAGGUCGUCAUCUGGACCAAGGGCAAAGGAGGAAGCGACAAGUGGGAAGGCAAGGUGAUGCGUGACUUCGAGGCUCCGGUGUGGAGGGUGUCCUGGUCCCUGACGGGAGACAUGCUGUCCGUCGCCGCCGGCGAGGGCGACAUCACGCUGUGGAAGGAGGCGUCGGACGGGCAGUGGGAGUCGCUGUGGACCAAGGGGUCGGAUGAGCCGCAGGAGCAGGAGACCGAGCAGGCGGCAGCGGAGGUUGCUGCGCAGUAGGGGAGUUCCGUGAUUCG
Lolium rigidum is the source of this 1166-nucleotide messenger RNA. RefSeq names its product protein transport protein SEC13 homolog B-like. The transcript has 2 exons. The record is from RefSeq and is a predicted model, not a curated record. Gene Ontology annotation, biological process: protein import into nucleus; COPII-coated vesicle budding. NCBI's taxonomy places the organism in Eukaryota, Viridiplantae, Streptophyta, Magnoliopsida, Poales, Poaceae. Gene Ontology annotation, cellular component: nuclear pore outer ring; COPII vesicle coat. The coding region runs from base 187 to 1149 and encodes 320 amino acids. Gene Ontology annotation, molecular function: structural molecule activity; protein binding.